Messenger RNA from Mollisia scopiformis, 906 nucleotides. RefSeq names its product NAD(P)-binding protein. Lineage: Eukaryota; Fungi; Ascomycota; Leotiomycetes; Helotiales; Mollisiaceae. The transcript has 4 exons. The record is from RefSeq and is a predicted model, not a curated record. Bases 1 to 906 code for a protein of 301 amino acids.
AUGGCCACAAAUGGCAACGGUGCUCACCCCGUUGAGACUGCUGCUCCAGUUGACAAUGGAACCACCACACCUGCACCAGCCACUACCAACCAAUGGGCGACAGUAAACGGCCCUCUUGGUAUCGGAUCUGCCAGUCUCGCUGGAAAGAUCGCUUUGGUCACGGGUUCAGGACGAGGAAUUGGACGAGAAAUGGCUCUCGAGUUGGGACGUCGAGGAGCAAAGGUUGUUGUCAACUACGCCAACAGCUCCGAGGCCGCUGAUGAGGUCGUUGCCGAGAUCCAAAAGUCCGGAAGCGAGGCGAUCGCCAUCAUGGCCAACGUCUCUGUUGUCAAGGACAUCAUUUCUCUGUUCGCUCAAGCCGUUGCUCACUUCGGCAAGCUCGACAUUGUCUGCUCAAACUCUGGUGUCGUGUCUUUCGGCCACAUCAAGGAUGUUACCGAGGAGGAGUAUGACCGCGUCAUGAACAUCAACACCCGAGGCCAGUUCUUCGUUGCUCGUGAGGCUUACAAACACUUGUCCAUUGGCGGCCGUCUCAUCAUGAUGGGUUCCAUCACUGGUCAAGCCAAGGGUGUUCCAAAGCACACCGUCUACUCUGGUAACAAGGGUGCCAUUGAGACUUUCGUGCGAUGCAUGGCCAUUGACUUCGGUGACAAGAAGAUCACCGUCAACUGCAUUGCUCCCGGAGGAAUCAAGACCGACAUGUACCACAAGGUUUGCCGAGAGUACAUUCCCAACGGCGAGAAGCUUUCCGACGACGGAGUCGACGAGUACGCCGCCACCUGGUCUCCUCUCCACAGAGUCGGUCUCCCAAUUGAUGUUGCUCGCGUUGUCUGCUUCCUUGCCAGCCAAGACGGCGAAUGGAUCAACGGAAAGGUGUUGGGCAUUGAUGGCGCUGCUUGCAUGUAA